AUGGCUACCGACCGCGAAAGUAAAACAUUCCUUGCGAGGCUCUGUGAACAGGCUGAGCGCUACGAUGAAAUGGUCAACUACAUGAAAGAGGUGGCCAACAUGGGCGGCGAGUUGUCUGUUGACGAGAGAAAUCUUCUUUCCGUUGCGUACAAGAACGUCGUUGGAACCAGACGUGCCUCCUGGCGCAUCAUUUCCUCCAUUGAACAAAAGGAGGAAUCCAAAGGUUCUGACAAACACGUUGCCACGAUUCGCGAGUACCGCCAGAAGAUCGAGAGCGAACUUGAGAAGGUCUGUCAAGAUGUUCUCGACGUCCUCGACAAAGCCCUCAUUCCAAAGGCCGAAUCGGGCGAGUCCAAGGUCUUCUAUCACAAGAUGAAGGGAGAUUAUCAUCGAUACCUGGCUGAAUUCGCUUCUGGCGAGAAGCGCAAGGUUGCGGCCACUGCCGCUCAUGAGGCCUACAAGAAUGCUACCGAUGUAGCACAGACUGAACUCACCCCUACCCACCCUAUCCGUCUCGGUCUCGCCCUCAACUUCAGCGUCUUCUACUACGAAAUCCUCAACUCCCCCGAUCGUGCCUGUCACCUUGCUAAACAAGCCUUCGACGAUGCCAUUGCCGAACUCGACUCGCUGUCCGAGGAAUCGUACCGCGACAGCACGCUUAUCAUGCAGUUGCUUCGAGACAACUUAACAUUGUGGACAUCGUCCGAUGGUGGUGAAGGUGAAGCUGGUCCCGCUGGCGACGCUCCCAAGGAAGACAAACCCGCCGAGACCGGUGCUUCUGCUGAGACUGCAGAGAAGUCAGAGGCCGCUCCACCUUCCUAG
This is a messenger RNA of Fonsecaea nubica, 822 nucleotides long. Its product is annotated as 14-3-3 family protein epsilon. NCBI's taxonomy places the organism in Eukaryota, Fungi, Ascomycota, Eurotiomycetes, Chaetothyriales, Herpotrichiellaceae. Gene Ontology annotation, cellular component: cytoplasm. The record is from RefSeq and is a predicted model, not a curated record. Gene Ontology annotation, biological process: signal transduction. Bases 1 to 822 code for a protein of 273 amino acids. The transcript has 6 exons.